AAUGUCUCACUGACAUUAAGAUAGAAGAUACAGAGGGAAAAGAAGAGACGUAUGUGACUAAUAUAAAGGCAGAAGAUAUAGAGGGAGAAGAAGAGACGUAUGUGACUGAUAUAAAGGCAGAAGAUAUAGAGGGAGAAGAAGAGACGUAUGUGACUGAUAUAAAGGCAGAAGAUAUAGAGGGAGAAGAAGAGACGUAUGUGACUGAUAUAAAGGCAGAAGAUACAGAGGGAGAAGAAGAGACGUAUGUGACUGAUAUAAAGGCAGAAGAUAUAGAGGGAGAAGAAGAGACGUAUGUGACUGAUAUGAAGGCAGAAGAUACAGAGGGAGAAGAAGAGACGUAUGUGAGUGGUGAUCAGCAGUGUAAGGAGGAGGAGAUCCCUACAGAUAUCAGCACAGAUGGACACACAAGCAGGAAUAUCUCAGAAGGACAUCUAAUGUUAUCCCUGGAUUGUGACAUAAAAGAUAAUGACAGUAGACAGGAUUCUCCAGGAGAUAACCCCAUUACCCCAAUUAUACAUCCAGCUCUAUCAGCUGGUCCCUCUGAUCCUGGGAAAUGUUCUCCUGAUCACUCUGAUAUUGGUGCAUCUGUUACAGCUCUGACAGUAGAUACAGUGUUUCCCUGUUCUAUAGAUGCCAACUAUUUUACACAGAACACAAAGCUUAUAACCCAUCAGCCAGUUAAAGCAGGCGAGAGGCCAUUUCCAUGUUCUGAGUGUGGGAAAUGUUUUACAUACAAAUCAGCUUUUGUUACACAUCAGAGAUAUCACACAGGUGAGAAACCAUUUCCAUGUUCUGAGUGUGGGAAAUGUUUUGCACGGAAAUCAAAUCUUGUUAAACAUCAGAGUAGUCACACAGGUGAGAGGCCAUUUUCUUGCUCUGAGUGCGAGAAAUGUUUUACACGGAAAUCAAAUCUUGUUAAACAUCAGAGUAGUCACACAGGUGAGAGACCAUUUCCAUGUUCUGAGUGUGGGCAAUGUUUUGCACAGAAAUCACAUCUUGUUACACAUCAGAGAAGCCACACAGGUGAGAAGCCUUUUCCAUGUUCUGAGUGUGGAAAAUGUUUUGCACAGAAAUCAAAUCUUGUUACACAUCAGAGAAGUCACACAGGUGAGAAGCGAUUUUCUUGCUCUGAGUGUGGGAAAUGUUUUGGACGCAAAUCAGAUCUUGUUACACAUCAGAGAAGUCACACAGAUAAGAAUCCAUUUCUAUGUUCUGAGUGUGGGGAAUGUUUUGCACACAAAUCAGAUCUUGUUAUACAUCAGAGAAGUCACAGAGGUGAGAAUCCAUAUCUAUGUUCUGAGUGUGGGAAAUGUUUUGCACACAAAUCACAUCUUGUUACACAUCAGAGAAGUCACACAGGUGAGAAGCCAUUUUAUUGCUCUGAGUGUGGGAAAUGUUUUACCCAGAAAUCAUGUCUUGUUAUACAUCAGAGAAGUCACACAGGUGAGAAGCCAUUUCCAUGUUCUGAGUGUGGGAAAUGUUUUGCACACAAAUCAGAUCUUGUUAUUCAUCACAGAAGUCACACAGGUGAGAAGCCAUUUUCUUGCUCUGAGUGCGGGAAAUGUUUUGCACAGAAAUCACAUCUUGUUACACAUCAGAGAAGUCACACAGGUGAGAAGCCAUUUUAUUGCUCUGAGUGUGGGAAAUGUUUUACCCAGAAAUCAAGUCUUGUUACACAUCAGAGAAGUCACACAGGUGAGAAGCCAUUUUAUUGCUCUGUGUGUGGGAAAUGUUUUACCCAGAAAUCAAGUCUUAUUAUACAUCAGAGAAGUCACACAGGUGAGAAGCCAUUUCCAUACUCUGAGAAAUAAAUCAGCUCUUGUUUCACACAACAGACAUCACUUAGGUGAGGAACCAUUUUAAUCUUCUGGAGUAUACUCAUCAUUGCCAUGCGUUUUUCUUCAAGGUUCUUAUCCUAUCUCCUAUGCUUUUUGCAAUAUACAUGCUACCACUGGGUGAAAUAAUCAGAUGUCAUGCCCUCAUCUACCACUGCUAUGCAGAUGACCUGUCUUUUGCUCCAGGUACCCAGUACCAAUCCUAAAUGGUUGUCUAGCUGAGCUCCAGGUGUUGGUGAUGCCAGUUGGCUGUGACUCAGUCCUGGUGAAACAGGUCUUUAUGAUAGAAGCUCACCACCAAAGGACAGGGCUACAGCUCAGCUUUGCCUACCAACCAGACUUACGCUUGGGGGUUCAGAGUUACAAAAUGCUGAUCAUGUGUGGAAUCUUGGUGUCCUGGGUGGUGGAGUGACACUUAGACAUCAGGUAUCUGCCACAAUCAGAUUGUCAUCUGAGGAACAUAGCCAGACUCCACCACUUAUUUCCCUCAGAAGAUCUACCUACAGUCAUACAUACACUUGUAUAAUCAC
Pseudophryne corroboree (corroboree frog) is the source of this 2365-nucleotide messenger RNA. RefSeq names its product zinc finger protein OZF-like. Gene Ontology annotation, biological process: regulation of transcription by RNA polymerase II. The record is from RefSeq and is a predicted model, not a curated record. NCBI's taxonomy places the organism in Eukaryota, Metazoa, Chordata, Amphibia, Anura, Myobatrachidae. The transcript is spliced from 2 exons. Gene Ontology annotation, molecular function: DNA-binding transcription factor activity; RNA polymerase II cis-regulatory region sequence-specific DNA binding. Bases 303 to 1811 code for a protein of 502 amino acids.